GCGAAGAAAAAUAAGAGAAACAGAGAAAAACAAGAUAUAAGGGACUAAAAUGAUCUAACCCCUAUACAUUAAGGACUAUUCUGAUAAUAAUAUUUUCAAGGCUUUUUUCUUCCAAUUUCCGGUUUGACUACACCGGCGAGCAGAGAAAAGAGUAAUGGCCACUGAGGUUACUGACCGGAAUCUCUCAACUCCGACAUUCUUCGUCGCUGUACACGUCGGCGCUGGUUAUCACUCGCCGUCGAAUGAGAAAGCUCUCCGUUCAGCAAUGAAACGUGCGUGUCUCGCUGCCGCUUCCGUUCUCCGAAAGGACGCUGGUGGAUGCAUAGACGCUGUAACAGCAGCAAUUCAAGUACUGGAGGAUGAUCCAAAUACAAAUGCUGGACGGGGUUCAAAUUUGACAGAGGAUGGUCAUGUGGAGUGUGAUGCUAGUAUUAUGGAUGGUGAUUCUGGAGCAUUUGGUGCCGUAGGUGCAGUGCCAGGUGUCAGAAAUGCCAUUGAGAUUGCUACUUUGUUGGCCAAGGAACAGAUUUCUGGUUCUUCACUGCUUGGACGAAUAUCUCCAAUGUUUUUAGUUGGAGAAGGUGCCCGUGCAUGGGCGAAGUCCAAAGGUGUUGUUUUACCAUCAACUCUGACAGAGGCUGACGAGUCGCUUGUUACUGAGAAGGCAAGAACCCAAUGGAAAAGAUACAAAGCAAUGCUUGAUGAUGCCAAAGCUGUAAAUGAUUCUCCUAACAUAAAGAUGACCAAUGCUAAGGAGACUAAUACAACAUCUGUAGAGAGCCAACCAUCUGAUCAAUUCAGGGGAGAUGGAGUGGGUGACCAAAUCUCCUUGCUCGAUGCAUUAGAUGAAGACUUAAUUUCAGACACUGUUGGGGUUAUCUGUCUCGAUUCGAAAGGACAUAUGGCUUGUGGAAGCUCUAGCGGUGGGAUAGCACUGAAGAUAAGUGGGCGCGUAGGUCUAGCAGCGAUGUAUGGUUCCGGUUGUUGGGCAUCGUCAAGGGGACCUUUUGGAGCUCCAUUUAUGGUGGGAUGCUGUGUCAGUGGUGCUGGAGAGUACCUAAUGAAAGGAUUUGCUGCUCGGGAAUGCUGUAUCUCAUCAUCACUGUCUCAAGCUGGUCCAUCUUCUGCAUGUAAAAAGGUUUUGCAAACUAUUAAAGAAAAUAGCCAAUGCAGUGUUGACCGAAGUGCUGGAUUCCUUCUAGUUCAAGCAGAGCCUCCAAGACUGGUUGGGGGCAGUUUGGCUAGGCUGGAAGCUGUUGAGGUUGCAGCUGUAUAUUCUUCCUCGUCCUUUGGAAUAGGUUAUUUUGGCAGCUCUAUGGAUAUACCCAAGGUUUCAGUGCUUAGGAGUAAAAAACAGCAAAAUAAAGCUGGAAUUGAUGAGUUUGCUGCACGGAUUAAUCUCGUCUCCAAGGAACAGUAGUGUUGCAGCAGGAGUUGUCAAUUCGACAAAAGACUUGCCAUUUCAAUGGCAUCCAUCAUCAGUUGAACUAAUCAUCCAAGAUACGUCUGAGACCAAUAGACUUGCAGUUGAAGGAACGUAGUUGAGCCAAAAGCUAAGAGAGGAAUAACUCAAGUUUUUAUUUCAUAUGGAAAAGGGUCUCCUUUUGGGAUGAAGAGUUAAUGAGGUUUGCCUCAUUUACACAAAAAGCUAAAAAAAUACUUGAUUUGACAUUUGUAAUCUGGUUGUGUUGUUGCAAAGAAGAGAGAAAAUUUGCCAAAUAAUGGGCAAUGGUUUUGACAGGAGAAAGAAAUGUUUAUUUAACUUAGUUGUCCAUUUUUGAAAAGUGGAAAAAAAUGUUGAAUUUUAAGUAAUAAUUAUUGAAAGCUGAA
Messenger RNA from Solanum lycopersicum (tomato), 1830 nucleotides. RefSeq names its product putative threonine aspartase. Gene Ontology annotation, cellular component: cytoplasm. NCBI's taxonomy places the organism in Eukaryota, Viridiplantae, Streptophyta, Magnoliopsida, Solanales, Solanaceae. Gene Ontology annotation, biological process: protein maturation. The record is from RefSeq and is a predicted model, not a curated record. Gene Ontology annotation, molecular function: beta-aspartyl-peptidase activity; threonine-type endopeptidase activity; asparaginase activity.